AUGCCGAAAGAGUGUAAAUCGUCUGAUGAGAAUCCUGGUGUAGCAGGUGAAAUCGCUUUCUACAAAAAGGAAGGCAAUGCGUUUCAACGCCAGCUAGAUAAUCUCAAUAGCUUCCUUACGAACGAGCAGCUAAAAAACUUAGAUGAGGCCGAACUUUCUGCGCGACUUAAACAUGCUGAGCGUUUGCAGGCAAACUUCGAAAAUGCACGAUCAACACUUAGGCGAUUGGACCGCAAGGAAUUCGAGUCUGAUGCUGACGAAAAUUUCUCCAAAGUGUAUAUUGAGGUAGAGGCAAAAAUUAAUCGUUGGCUGAAUACAAAAUAUAAGUCAUCUGGCGCGCACUCUUCAACACUACGACAGUUCUCUUGGGACGACAUUACGCCGCAGCAGUUGCAACGACGAUCCAGGCUACCUGAGCUCAAAAUUCCAGUUUUUAGUGGCUCCUAUCUCGACUGGCCAUCGUUUUUCAGCACGUUUACUUCAGCAAUAGACAAAGACGUGGAGAUGUCCAAAUUAGAAAAAAUGCAGUACUUGAUCACCAGUCUCAGUGAUGCAGCUUUAGACACUGUGCGCUCACUCGAGCCCAGUGAAGAGAAUUACGACAAAGCUUUAGAUUUAUUAAAAGUACGUUUUGAUAAUAAAUUACUUCAUUUCCAGGCACACAUAAAGGCAAUUUUCGGGCUACAAGGUAUGGAAAUGGGCGCAUCAGAUGGGUUACGAAAAUUAAGCGAUCAAGUAAAUGCACAUCUUCGAGCGCUGCAAACUUUAGCAACUACUGAAGAUAUAUAUAAUGGCUUACUCAUACACCUCAUCACAAGCAAACUGGAUAGACAAACGCACGAAAAAUGGGAAGAGAAUUUAUCUGCACACAAAUUACCUACAUGGAUUGACAUGUCAACGUUUUUGGAAAGAAGAUGCCGCAUGAUGGAGAAUUUGGAAAACGCUAUGGUCAUACAGGCACCUAGCAAACAGGUGAAAAAUAUUGUAUCUCAAGCAAAAUCAAAAACAAGCGUACUCGUUACUGUAGGUGGUGGCAAGCCCACUCCACUCUGUAUUUUUUGUGAUUCCAAAGAGCAUUUCAUUACUGGUUGCACUUCGUUUUUGAAUCUCUCUCCAAAUUUGCGUUAUAAGGAAGCAAAAAAAUUUCAUUUGUGCUUAAAUUGCCUACGCAAGGGUCACACUAUCAAGCAAUGCAAAUCUGGCAAUUGCAGGUAUUGCCAAGCAAAACAUAACACUUUACUGCAUUUAAAUGGCAAGCAAGAUAGUGUACCAAAGCCGAUUGUGGCAUCGCCUGUACCAAAUAGCCAGGUUACAACAUCGCAAUCAGCAUUAACAUCAUUAGUUGCAAGUCCCAAACCUUUAGCCUUGAAAAAUGUGUCUAACAAUUGUGUGCUGUUAGCAACGGCCAUCAUUUUAGUAAAAAAUCGUGCAGGCACAUUAAUUCCUUGUCGCGCUAUUUUAGACUCUGCGUCUCAAUUAAAUUUCAUUACAUCCCGGUUAGCAAAUCAACUUCAACUUCGGUCUCAUCAUUCACCAGUUUUAGUAUCUGGCAUUGGAGAAUCGAGUCUCAAUGCAGACAGAUGCGUCGACAUAUUUGCCCAAGCGCAUGAUGGUCGGUUUUCGACAUCGUUCACAGCUUUAAUAACACAAAGCAUAACAGACUAUCAGCCGAAUUUUGAUAUCAGCAUUGAGGGGUGGAACAUACCAAACAACAUUAAUUUAGCUGACCCAUCAUUCUUCAAAGCAAACCGUAUUGAUGUUUUGAUCGGUGCGGAAUUAUUCUACGACUUAAUUUGCGUUGGACAAUUUAGAAUUGCUGAUCACUUACCAACACUGCAAAAAACUAAGUUGGGCUGGGUAGUUUCUGGAGGCGCAUCACAUAUCAGUAAUAAAUUAACAACUCUUUCGGCAUUCAGAAAAUUAACACUUCCACAUGAUAAUAUUGAUACACUUUCAAACAUUGUUAAACGCUUUUGGGAGAUCGAAAAUGGUUUCGAUUCUACUCCAGCAUUAUCAGAAGAGGACGCUUUUUAUUCAGGGCGCUAG
Anastrepha ludens (Mexican fruit fly) is the source of this 2046-nucleotide messenger RNA. RefSeq lists its product as uncharacterized. The record is from RefSeq and is a predicted model, not a curated record. NCBI's taxonomy places the organism in Eukaryota, Metazoa, Arthropoda, Insecta, Diptera, Tephritidae. Gene Ontology annotation, molecular function: nucleic acid binding; zinc ion binding. The transcript is spliced from 2 exons. The coding region runs from base 1 to 2046 and encodes 681 amino acids.